Messenger RNA from Drosophila ananassae, 12085 nucleotides. RefSeq names its product protein sidekick (gene sdk). Gene Ontology annotation, biological process: cell-cell adhesion. The coding region runs from base 391 to 7335 and encodes 2314 amino acids. Gene Ontology annotation, molecular function: protein binding. The record is from RefSeq and is a predicted model, not a curated record. The transcript is spliced from 21 exons. Lineage: Eukaryota; Metazoa; Arthropoda; Insecta; Diptera; Drosophilidae.
AAUGGCCGCUCCGCAGCGCAGCGCCAUGGCGUCGCAGCAGUCACUCCGAAAUAAGGUGGCGGACGGGAAAGUACUGUCGAUGGCAGCGCGGAUGUUCGAGUGAGCGAUCUCUUGGCGUUCGGCGUGUAACUACAGUUUGGUCAUCGCGCCCCAUUGUUUUUUGUUUGUUGUGUCGCGUAGUUGUCUUGCCGCGUGUUUCGAAGCCAGAAACCGCAGCAGAAACAUUGCAAGAAUUUCAAAACAAAGUCCGCGGCGAGCGAUGUGAGAAAUGAGUGGCCUAGACUAGAGCUUGCGACCCAGAGAGAGCCGAGGAGAGAACUCGACAGAGCGCUCAGCGAACAAACAGACUCAUCCAACAAGGAGACAAGGAGACCCAAAAAAAAACAUCAAAUGCACGGCGGGCAGCGGAGGUCUGCGGCCUCGUCGCUGCGAUCAAAAGCAACAAAAGCAACAAAAACUCCGAGAGCAGGAGCAGAAGCAGCAGCAGGAGUUGGAGGAGAAAGAACAACAACAAAAACGCAGGCAACCAAGGUAACAGCGACCCGAGUCUGGUUGUUGUUGUUGUUGCUAUGGAAUUUGGACAGCUGCUCAUGUUACGCGGAUUCCAGCCCGCAGCCCCAGCAGCUGAUCCCGCAGCAGCAGCAGCCGCACCAGCAGCUCCAGGCCCCGAGGUUCACCACGCACCCCUCCUCGUCCGGGUCGAUUGUGAGCGAGGGGAGCACUAAGAUCCUGCAGUGCCAUGCCCUGGGAUACCCGCAACCCAUGUACCGGUGGCUCAAGGACGGCGUGCCAGUGGGCGACUUCUCGUCCAGCCAGUUCUACCGCUUCCACAGCACGCGGCGCGAGGAUGCGGGCAGCUACCAGUGCAUCGCCAGGAACGACGCCGGAUCCAUAUUGAGCGAGAAGAGCGACGUGGUCGUGGCCUACAUGGGCGUCUUCGAGAACACCACCGAGGGUCGGCUGACGGUGACCAGCGGCCACCCGGCGGUCUUCGACAUGCCGGCCAUUGACUCGGUGCCGACGCCCUCGGUGAUGUGGCAGUCGGCGGACGGACCCCUCAACUACGACAUCAAGUACGCCUUCACCCAGGCCAACCAGCUGAUCAUCCUGAGCGCCGACGAGGGCGACCGGCGGGGCUACCGCGCCCGGGCGACCAACACCCAGCUGGGCAAGGAGGAGAGCAGCGCCUUCGUCUACCUGAACGUCAGCGGCGACCCGUUCGUGGAGGUGGCGCCCGAGAUCAUCGUCCGGCCGCAGGACCUCAAGGUCAAGCUGGGCACCGGCGUCGUCGAGCUGCAGUGCAUCGCCAACGCCCGGCCCCUGCACGAGCUGGAGACCCUCUGGCUGAAGGACGGCCUGGCCGUGGAGACCGCCGGCGUGCGGCACACCCUGAACGACCCCUGGAACCGCACCCUAGCCCUGCUGCAGGCCAACAGCUCCCACUCCGGGGAGUACACCUGCCAGGUGCGGCUGCGCAGCGGCGGCUACCCGGCGGUAAGCGCCUCGGCCCGGCUGCAGAUCCUCGAGCCGCCCGUCUUCUUCACGCCGAUGCGGGCGGAGACGUUCGGGGAGUUCGGCGGGCAGGUGCAGCUGCCGUGCGACGUGGUGGGCGAGCCCACGCCCCAGGUCAAGUGGUUCCGGAACGCGGAGUCGGUGGACGCGCACAUCGAGAGCGGAAGAUACGCGCUGAGCACGGACAACACCCUGGUAAUUAAGAAGCUAAUCCUGGAUGACGCCGCCAUGUUCCAGUGCCUGGCCAGCAACGAGGCCGGCGAGAACUCGGCCAGCACCUGGCUGCGCGUGAAAACAGACACGGCCAAGAAUCGCGUCAAGCGCCUGGCCCAGCCCCGAAUCCUAAGGGUAAGAGCUUCGCAUGCUGGCUUGGGAUCGGGAUCGGGAUCGGAGAGGGGCUCGGGCUCAGGAUCGGGAUCUGGUUCCUCUGGUAAACGCAAGGAGUUCCGCUUUGCCUCCGCCCCCGUGCUGGAGCAGCCGCCGCAGAACGUGACCGCCCUGGACGGGAAGGACGCGACGAUCUCCUGCCGGGCCGUGGGCUCCCCCAACCCGAACAUAACCUGGAUAUACAACGAAACCCAACUGGUGGAGAUCUCCAGCCGGGUGCAGAUACUCGAAUCCGGCGACCUGCUCAUCUCGAACAUCCGCCCCUCGGACGCCGGGCUCUACAUCUGCGUGCGGGCCAACGAGGCGGGCAGCGUCAAGGGCGAGGCCUUCCUGAGUGUCCUGGUGCGGACACAAAUCAUCCAGCCGCCGGUGGACACGACGGUGCUACUCGGACUCACCGCCACGCUGCAGUGCAAGGUGUCGAGCGACCCCAGCGUCCCGUACAACAUCGACUGGUACCGCGAGGGCCAGGCGGCGCCCAUCAGCAACUCCCAGAGGGUGGGGGUGCAGGCCGACGGCCAGCUGGAGAUCCAGGCGGUGCGGGCCAGCGACGUGGGCAGCUACGCCUGCGUGGUCACCUCCCCCGGCGGCAACGAGACCCGGGCCGCCCGGCUGAGCGUCAUCGAGCUGCCCUUCCCGCCCAGCAACGUGAAGGUGGAGCGCCUCCCGGAGCCACUCCAGCGCAGCAUCAACGUGUCCUGGACACCCGGCUUCGAUGGCAACAGUCCAAUCUCCAAAUUUAUUAUCCAGCGACGUGAGGUCUCCGAAUUGGAAAAAUUCGUAGGUCCAGUUCCAGACCCCCUGCUCAACUGGAUCACCGAGCUGAGCAACGUCUCCGCCGAGCAGCGAUGGAUCCUCCUCGAGAACCUCAAGGCGGCCACCGUCUACCAGUUCCGGGUCAGCGCCGUGAACCGGGUGGGCGAGGGCUCGCCCUCGGAACCCAGCAACGUCGUCGAGCUGCCCCAGGAGGAGUUUCCGCUUCACCGAGCUCCCUCGGGACCCCCCGUAGGAUUCGUGGGCUCCGCCCGCUCCAUGUCGGAGAUCAUCACCCAGUGGCAGCCGCCCCUGGAGGAGCACCGCAACGGCCAGAUCCUGGGCUACAUCCUGCGCUACCGGCUGUUCGGCUACAACAACGUGCCCUGGUCCUACCAGAACAUCACCAACGAGGCGCAGCGCAACUUCCUCAUCCAGGAGCUGAUCACCUGGAAGGACUACAUCGUGCAGAUCGCGGCCUACAACAACAUGGGCGUGGGCGUCUACACCGAGGGCUCCAAGAUCAAGACCAAGGAGGGCGUGCCCGAAGCCCCGCCCACGAAGGUGCGGGUCCAGGCCCUGAACUCCACGGCGGCCAGGGUCAGCUGGAUCCCGCCGAACCCGCAGCAGAUCAACGGCAUCAACCAGGGGUACAAGAUCCAGGCCUGGCAGCGCAGGGACAUCGACGGCGAGUGGCGGGACUUCGAAAAGCGGAUGAUGACGGUUCCGCCCAGCCUGAUAGACCCGCUGGCUGAGCAGACCGCCGUGCUGAGCGGCCUGGAGAAGUUCGCCGAGUACAACGUCAGUGUGCUCUGCUUCACGGACCCCGGCGAUGGCGUGGCCAGCAUCCAGGUGCCGGUGAAGACUCUGGACGACGUCCCGGACGAGAUCACGGCCCUGCACUUCGACGACGUUUCAGACCGAUCGGUCAAGGUGCUCUGGGCGCCGCCGCGCUUCUCCAACGGCAUCCUCACGGGUUACACGGUGCGCUACCAGGUGAAGGACCGGCCGGAGACGAUGAAGUCGGUCAACCUCACGGCUGAUGACACGGAGCUGACGGUGGAGCAGCUGCAGGCAACGACGCACUACUGGUUCGAGAUCUGCGCCUGGACGCGGGUGGGCAGCGGAACCCCCAAGUCGGCCACCAUCCAGUCCGGGGUGGAGCCCGUCCUGCCCCACGCACCGACCAGUCUGGCCCUCUCGAACAUCGAGGCCUUCUCGGUGGUGCUCCAGUUCACGCCCGGCUUCGACGGCAACUCCAGCAUCACCAAGUGGAAGGUGGAGGGCCAGACGGCGCGCAACAUGACCUGGUUCACCAUCUGCGAGAUCAACGACCCCGACGCGGAGACCCUCACGGUCACGGGCCUGAUGCCGUUCACCCAGUACCGCCUGCGCCUGAGCGCCACCAACGUGGUGGGCAGCUCGCGGCCCUCGGACGCCACCAAGGACUUCCAGACCAUCCAGGCCAGGCCCAAGCACGCCCCCUUCAACGUCACGGUCCGGGCGAUGAGCGCCCAGCAGCUGCGGGUGCGCUGGAUUCCCCUCCAGCAGACGGAGUGGUACGGCAACCCGCGCGGCUACAACAUAUCCUACAAGCCGCUGGAGAAGACGCCGGGCGCUAUUCGGGGCGUGCCCCGCUCGGUGGUGAUCGAGGACCACACGGCCAACUCGCACGUCCUGGAGGGCCUCGAGGAGUGGACCGUGUACGAGGUGCGGAUGAACGCCUGCAACGACGUGGGCUGCUCCCGGGAGAGCGGCACUGCCGUGGAACGCACCCGCGAGGCCACGCCCAGCUACGGGCCCCUGGACGUCCAGGCGAACGCCACCUCCUCCACCACGGUGGUGGUGCGCUGGGGCGAGGUGCCCAAGCAGCACCGCAACGGCCAGAUCGACGGCUUCAAGGUCUUCUACGCCGCCGCGGACCGCCCUGGCCAGCCCGUGCUCCACAAGACGAUCCCCAGCAACUCCACCUUCACCACCACGCUGACGGAGCUGAAGAAGUUCGUCGUCUACCACGUCCAGGUGCUGGCCUACACGCGGCUAGGCAACGGCGCCCUCAGCGCACCGCCCAUCAGGGUGCAGACCUUCGAGGACACCCCCGGAGUCCCGUCCAACGUGAGCUUCCCGGACGUCACCCUGACCAUGGCCCGCAUCAUCUGGGACGACCCGAUAGACCCCAACGGCGAGAUCCAGGCCUACCAGGUCACCUACACGCUCAACGGCAGCGCCAACCUGAACUACAGCCGCGAGUUCCCGCCCUCGGACCGCACCUUCCGGGCCACCCAGCUGCUGCCGGAGAAGUACUACAGCUUCAGCGUGACGGCCAAGACGCGGCUUGGCUGGGGCAAGACGGCCACCGCCCUGGUGUACACCACGAACAACCGGGAGCGCCCCCAGGCACCGUCCGUGCCGCAGGUGUCGCGCAGCCAGAUCCAGGCCCACCAGAUCACCUUCAGCUGGACGCCCGGACGCGACGGCUUCGCCCCGCUCCGGUACUACACGGUGGAAAUGCGCGAGAACGAGGGCCGCUGGCAGCCGCUCCCCGAGCGCGUGGAUCCCCUCCUGAGCUCCUACACGGCCCUCGGCCUGCGCCCGCACACCACCUACCAGUUCCGCAUCCAGGCCACCAACGACCUGGGGCCCUCGGCCUUCAGCCGCGAGAGCGUGGUGGUGCGCACCCUGCCGGCCGCGCCCGCCGUCGGUGUGGGCGGGCUGAAGGUGGUGCCGAUCACCACCACCUCGGUGCGGGUGCAGUGGGGCGCCCUGGAGACGGGCAUGUGGAACGGCGACGCCGCCACCGGCGGCUACAGGAUCCUCUACCAGCAGCUCUCCGACUUCCCCACCGCCCUGCAGUCCACCCCGAAGACGGACGUGCACGGAAUCAACGAGAACAGCGUGGUGCUCUCCGACCUGCAGCAGGACCGCAACUACGAGAUCGUGGUGCUGCCCUUCAACUCCCAGGGCCCCGGCCCCGCCACUCCGCCGGCGGCGGUCUACGUGGGCGAGGCCGUGCCCACCGGAGAACCCCGGGCCGUGGACGCCGCACCCAUUUCCAGCACUGAGGUGCGCCUGCUGUGGAAGCCCCCGAAGCAGAGCAUGCAGAACGGCGACAUCCUGGGCUACAAGAUCUUCUACCUGGUCACCUACUCGCCGCAGGCCCUGGAGCCGGGCCGCAAGUGGGAGGAGGAGAUCGAGGUGGUCUCCGCCACGGCCACCUCGCACAGCCUGGUCUUCCUGGACAAGUUCACCGAGUACCGCAUCCAGCUGCUGGCCUUCAAUCCCGCCGGGGACGGACCCCGGUCCGCCCCGAUCACGGUGAAGACUCUGCCCGGAGUGCCGAGUGCUCCCCUGAACCUCCGGUUCGCGGACAUCACGAUGCAGAGUCUGGAGGUGUCGUGGGACCCCCCCAAGUUCCUCAACGGCGAGAUCCUGGGCUACCUGGUGACCUACGAGACCACGGAGGAGAAUGAGAAAUUCAGCAAGCAGGUGAAGCAGAAAGUGUCCAACACCACGCUCCGGGUGCAGAACCUCGAGGAGGAGGUCACCUACACCUUCACGGUGCGCGCCCAGACCACGGUGGACUACGGACCGGGGGUGAGUGAGAACGUGACCACGGGGCCCCAGGACGGCUCUCCGGUGGCUCCGCGCGACCUCAUCCUGACCAAGACCCUCUCCAGCGUGGAGAUGCACUGGAUCAACGGGCCCUCGGGCCGGGGACCCAUUCUGGGCUACCUGGUCGAGGCCAAGAAGCGAGAAAAAGGAGAUCCGGCGUUUGUUUACGACUCCCGCUGGACCAAAAUCGAGCAGACCAAGAAGGGAAUGAUGCAGGACUUCACCGUCAGCUACCACAUCCUGAUGCCCUCGACGGCCUACACCUUCCGGGUGAUCGCCUACAACCGGUACGGCAUCUCCUUCCCCGUCUACUCCAAGGACUCUAUCCUGACGCCCUCGAAGCUGCACCUGGAGUACGGCUACCUGCAGCACAAGCCCUUCUACCGGCAGACCUGGUUCAUGGUCUCCCUGGCGGCCACCUCGAUCGUGAUCAUCGUGAUGGUGAUCGCAGUGCUGUGUGUGAAGAGCAAGAGCUACAAGUACAAGCAGGAGGCCCAGAAGACGCUCGAGGAGUCCAUGGCCAUGUCGAUAGACGAGCGCCAGGAACUGGCCCUGGAGCUGUACCGCUCCCGGCAUGGCGUCGGCACCGGAACCCUGAACAGCGUGGGCACCUUGAGGAGCGGCACCCUGGGCACCCUGGGCCGGAAGUCCACCAACCGGCCGCCGCCGAACGUCCAGCUGGGCAAGAGCCCGCCCCGGCCAUCGCCCGCCUCCGUGGCCUACCACAGCGACGAGGAGAGCCUGAAGUGCUACGACGAGAACCCCGACGACAGCAGCGUGACGGAGAAGCCCUCGGAGGUCAGCAGCUCGGAGGCAUCCCAGGAAAAGCACUCGGAGAGCGAGAACGAGAGCGUCCGCAGCGACCCCCACUCGUUCGUCAACCACUACGCCAACGUGAACGACUCCCUGCGCCAGUCCUGGAAGAAGACGAAGCCGGUGCGGAACUACUCCAGCUACACUGACUCCGAGCCGGAGGGCAGCGCAGUGAUGAGCCUCAAUGGUGGCCAGAUUAUCGUCAAUAAUAUGGCCAGAUCGAGGGCACCGCUGCCCGGCUUCUCCUCGUUUGUCUGACAAUCAACCGAGUUCUAAGAUACAAGCGCCGGUAGCAGCGGCACCGUCAUCCGGGAGACCUUUGUCUAGGCCCCGGUGGAGGACGAGGACGUGGACUUGGAGGCGAACCCCCGGACCGGGGGUCGAAGCUGAGGCGGCUGAGACAGGACGGGAAGGAAUGACUGGAACCCAAGGAGGAUGAGGAUGAGGACGAGGGCCACAGGCACCAGACACCAGACAUCAAACACCAGACACCAGAAGGACACAUAUCAGACGCGGGGUCUCAGCCCCCCCAGCUCGUCGCUCUCCGCCGACCCGCUGCUACAUGGAUGCACUAUACAGAGACACCCCACAUACCCACACACCGGAAGGAUUGGACAGACAUUCGUUUAGUUUAGCCUCUAAUGCGUUAGUUUAGGUUCUAGUUUUACGAGAGAUCUGAGAUUGGCGGCAUUUAGUUAGUGUCCCCCCUUCCCGGCAUGACUCUGCUCCCAAUCGUAGAGCUAAGGUUUUUUUUUAAUCGUGUUUUAGUUAGUACUAGUACGUGUAUUUAUUUAUAUGCAUAUGCAUGUGUGCGCCCGUGUGCUUGUUUAGGUUUGUGUUUGUGUUACGUUUUGGGAGCUGCCAGCCACUCCGCCACUGUCUAUCGGUUCUAUCGGUUUUAUCGAGCUAUCGAUUUAAGAAAUGAUUUCCAAACGGGCUCGAAAAGGUGGCACUGGCAGCCCAAACUAUUGAGUGAAAGGGUGAAUGAUGGCGUGCGUCCGGCGCAAUCUCAUUAUGUUUAAAGGAGUCGGGGCUAGGAGGAGUUUGGACGAUGUGGACGACGACGAGGAGCGCCCGGAGCGGCAGGAGCAGAUUAAAUGCUGAAGCGCGGAAGUGCGAAGAGGGAGUUUAGCAAGGAUAUAGAGCAAGGAUAUAGCAACCGAUUCAAUCGGAGACAAAGAAAAAGAGUUCAAGCGAAACAAAACAAAAAACAAAACAAAACAAAACAAGAGAAAACAAACAAAGCAGAGAUAUUUAGAGAAAUAUGCAAAGGAUAAGAAAAAAAAAUCAUAUCUUGUAAGCAAAAGAUAGGUGUAUUUUUUUUUUUGAGUGUGCAGAGAAGGCGGCGGAAGGAGGAGCGGCGUCAUCGACGGCCGGCGGACGAGCAGAAUAGAGUAUAUUCGGAUAUAAAUUGAUAGGCCAUAUUAAUGCAAUUUCUGUACCACGUAAGCCACAAAACAAAGCAACUGUAACACACAAACACUCGAAAGGACACUGCGGGAGAUCCUUGCGAUCCAACAGCGACGAGCUGACAUUUUCAAGCGCAUGCGCGGCCGACUAGCACUACGAGAGAUCUUAGUAGACGUAAGAUGCAUUUUUUUUUGCUAGCUGGGCCUGGUCCCUGCCGGAGGGUCUUGGCUAGGGGAUACCCCAGGGACCACGCCCUAGUAACUCCUCUUUGAUUGUUCAAAACGACCGAUAUACCGAUACCGAUACCGAUACCGAUAACGAUAGACGAUAGACGACACUUAAUUGUAUUUGAAUGUGUAAUAAGCAGCUGCUUAUAUUUAUGACUAUAUUUAUAUAUCGAUGUAUUUUACAUGUUUAUCUGUAACCUAAACGACUGAUUAUAUAUUUUUUCCGACUACCGAUUACCACUUACUGAUUACCCGAUAACCGAUAACCGAUUACCGAUUACCGACUAUCGAUUAUCGAUUCUGAUUAACGGUUUACCAAUUAGUUGUAUUCAUAACUUCUCCUCUGUACUUGUACUUGUACUACCCACGCAUUGACUCCACAUUUACACCACAUUGGCCCACGAUCUGACCCAGAAUCUAAACCAGAAUCCGAAUCAGAAACAGAACUACAUAUAUAGCCGGAGGGGAGUAGCGUGAACCGCAUUUGUCCCGUUUCGCAAGCUAAUUUCUACUUCAAAGACUCGAAGCACAAGUUCAUCUAGUUAAGCAUAAAUGUAAUUGUAAUUGUUGAUUGAUUGAUUGAUUGAUUGAUUGGUGGAAGAGUGAGGAUAGCUGGCUGGGAGCGGUCUCCUGGUCCCCACCAGGAGCGCCCCCCAGCCGAGACGGACGGAGCCCCUGGCAUCUCGCCUCCGGGGCAGGCGGGCUAGUGGAAAUCGUGCAGCAAGCGCAAAGUAUUAGAAUAUUUAUAAAUACAAUUUAAAUGUGUAAAUGUCAUUUUGAUGGAACAUACGAUACGAAUUAAUAAAAGAAGUGAAAUCAAUGUCUGGCUGCGUUUUUAUUUCUGCAUCUAACAGGCUGGCGAUCAAGACAGUGACGGAUCAGUCGGAGGCUUGGCUUAGCAGCUCGGAGGCAUCCCAGCACUCGGAGAGCGAGAACGAGAGCGUCCGCAGCGACCCCCACUCGUUCGUCAACCACUACGCCAACGUGAACGACUCCCUGCGCCAGUCCUGGAAGAAGACGAAGCCGGUGCGGAACUACUCCAGCUACACUGACUCCGAGCCGGAGGGCAGCGCAGUGAUGAGCCUCAAUGGUGGCCAGAUUAUCGUCAAUAAUAUGGCCAGAUCGAGGGCACCGCUGCCCGGCUUCUCCUCGUUUGUCUGACAAUCAACCGAGUUCUAAGAUACAAGCGCCGGUAGCAGCGGCACCGUCAUCCGGGAGACCUUUGUCUAGGCCCCGGUGGAGGACGAGGACGUGGACUUGGAGGCGAACCCCCGGACCGGGGGUCGAAGCUGAGGCGGCUGAGACAGGACGGGAAGGAAUGACUGGAACCCAAGGAGGAUGAAGAUGAGGACGAGGGCCACAGGCACCAGACACCAGACAUCAAACACCAGACACCAGAAGGACACAUAUCAGACGCGGGGUCUCAGCCCCCCCAGCUCGUCGCUCUCCGCCGACCCGCUGCUACAUGGAUGCACUAUACAGAGACACCCCACAUACCCACACACCGGAAGGAUUGGACAGACAUUCGUUUAGUUUAGCCUCUAAUGCGUUAGUUUAGGUUCUAGUUUUACGAGAGAUCUGAGAUUGGCGGCAUUUAGUUAGUGUCCCCCCUUCCCGGCAUGACUCUGCUCCCAAUCGUAGAGCUAAGGUUUUUUUUUAAUCGUGUUUUAGUUAGUACUAGUACGUGUAUUUAUUUAUAUGCAUAUGCAUGUGUGCGCCCGUGUGCUUGUUUAGGUUUGUGUUUGUGUUACGUUUUGGGAGCUGCCAGCCACUCCGCCACUGUCUAUCGGUUCUAUCGGUUUUAUCGAGCUAUCGAUUUAAGAAAUGAUUUCCAAACGGGCUCGAAAAGGUGGCACUGGCAGCCCAAACUAUUGAGUGAAAGGGUGAAUGAUGGCGUGCGUCCGGCGCAAUCUCAUUAUGUUUAAAGGAGUCGGGGCUAGGAGGAGUUUGGACGAUGUGGACGACGACGAGGAGCGCCCGGAGCGGCAGGAGCAGAUUAAAUGCUGAAGCGCGGAAGUGCGAAGAGGGAGUUUAGCAAGGAUAUAGAGCAAGGAUAUAGCAACCGAUUCAAUCGGAGACAAAGAAAAAGAGUUCAAGCGAAACAAAACAAAAAACAAAACAAAACAAAACAAGAGAAAACAAACAAAGCAGAGAUAUUUAGAGAAAUAUGCAAAGGAUAAGAAACAAAAAUCAUAUCUUGUAAGCAAAAGAUAGGUGUAUUUUUUUUUUUGAGUGUGCAGAGAAGGCGGCGGAAGGAGGAGCGGCGUCAUCGACGGCCGGCGGACGAGCAGAAUAGAGUAUAUUCGGAUAUAAAUUGAUAGGCCAUAUUAAUGCAAUUUCUGUACCACGUAAGCCACAAAACAAAGCAACUGUAACACACAAACACUCGAAAGGACACUGCGGGAGAUCCUUGCGAUCCAACAGCGACGAGCUGACAUUUUCAAGCGCAUGCGCGGCCGACUAGCACUACGAGAGAUCUUAGUAGACGUAAGAUGCAUUUUUUUUUGCUAGCUGGGCCUGGUCCCUGCCGGAGGGUCUUGGCUAGGGGAUACCCCAGGGACCACGCCCUAGUAACUCCUCUUUGAUUGUUCAAAACGACCGAUAUACCGAUACCGAUACCGAUACCGAUAACGAUAGACGAUAGACGACACUUAAUUGUAUUUGAAUGUGUAAUAAGCAGCUGCUUAUAUUUAUGACUAUAUUUAUAUAUCGAUGUAUUUUACAUGUUUAUCUGUAACCUAAACGACUGAUUAUAUAUUUUUUCCGACUACCGAUUACCACUUACUGAUUACCCGAUAACCGAUAACCGAUUACCGAUUACCGACUAUCGAUUAUCGAUUCUGAUUAACGGUUUACCAAUUAGUUGUAUUCAUAACUUCUCCUCUGUACUUGUACUUGUACUACCCACGCAUUGACUCCACAUUUACACCACAUUGGCCCACGAUCUGACCCAGAAUCUAAACCAGAAUCCGAAUCAGAAACAGAACUACAUAUAUAGCCGGAGGGGAGUAGCGUGAACCGCAUUUGUCCCGUUUCGCAAGCUAAUUUCUACUUCAAAGACUCGAAGCACAAGUUCAUCUAGUUAAGCAUAAAUGUAAUUGUAAUUGUUGAUUGAUUGAUUGAUUGAUUGAUUGGUGGAAGAGUGAGGAUAGCUGGCUGGGAGCGGUCUCCUGGUCCCCACCAGGAGCGCCCCCCAGCCGAGACGGACGGAGCCCCUGGCAUCUCGCCUCCGGGGCAGGCGGGCUAGUGGAAAUCGUGCAGCAAGCGCAAAGUAUUAGAAUAUUUAUAAAUACAAUUUAAAUGUGUAAAUGUCAUUUUGAUGGAACAUACGAUACGAAUUAAUAAAAGAAGUGAAAUCAAUGUGAGUUAAA